AAAAUUAAAUGUUCCUGCUUUUACACUGAUCUAUACUGCUUGACACAAACGAGAAUCAUAAACGGAUUUCAGUUAAUAUGUUUUACAAGUUUUUAUAUAUGUGGAGGCAUUUUAUUACAAUAUUAUUAUAUUAUGUCAUAAAAAUAUAAUAGUGAAAACAUCGAAAAUAAGACUUAACAUUGUUUAUCUAAUGGACAAAUUAGAGAAAAUUACGAAUUACGAAUUUUUUAUUAUGAUAGUGUUAUAAGGUUAUAGAAAAAAUGAGAUUUAAAUAAAUUUUUUUCUUUCAUAAUGAGGAAUAAAUAUUUUGGACAUGGAUAUAAUUAAUAUAGAAGAUGUGGAAACUGGUGUUCGUUCAUCUAAAAAUUCUACUUCAAUACAAUGCAAUUGUAUCCAUUCAAAUUCAAUAUGCUAUAUUGCUGUAACAAUUGCUACUCUGGCUCUUUUGGGUGCAAUCGUUUUUAUCUGCAGAGAUUAUAUUAAAGUGUUACUUUAUUGGAUUGAACAUCAGAAUAUAUGGAUCGUUACUGUAAUAUUCAUUGCAUUGUUCACAGUGGUCUCAUUCCCUAUUGUAAUUGGUUAUUUAUUUCUUAUUAUUGCCAGUGGUUAUCUGUUUGGCAUAUUAAGAGGUAUUGUCAUGGUAGUAUUAUCUGCCAACUUGGGAAUAGCUAUAGCACAUGUAACUCUUAGUUUGUUAUCAUCCAAAUUACCUAUUGGAACUCUUAUGCAAAAUGAUACUGCAAGAGCAAUUCUCAGAGUUAUAUCUGGAUCACAAGCUUUCAAAGUUGUGUUACUUGCAAGAUUAACUCCUAUUCCUUUUGGUCUGCAAAAUACAAUUUUUGCGAUAAGUAAUAUGGGUGGCAUUCAAUAUCAUAUAGCUAGUGCAUUAGGAUUAUUACCUGCUCAGAUCAUCAAUAUUUAUUUGGGCAGUAGUUUAAGAUCUAUGCAAGAUGUUCUUGAAGAUAAAUCAACAGCAGCAACUAGUUAUAUUGUCUUCUGUUUCCAAAUUCUAAUAGGUAUUUCAUUGAUGGUAUAUGUUGUACAAAAAGCACGUAGAGAACUUCAGCUAGCAUUAUUAGAGGCUGAUCUUGCCUCAAUGGCUGAUACUUCUCAUUAUCUUCUUGAUACAUUACCAGAUUCUAAAAUUGUUUUAACAAAUCUAAUUGCCUAAAAAUGGAAAUUUUUUUUUGAAAAUGAAAAAACUUUUUCAUUGCAUGUUUCAUAUUUAAUAAUUUUAUUUACUUAAAGAAAAAUAGAAAA
Molecule: messenger RNA, 1260 nt
Organism: Apis florea (little honeybee)
Lineage: Eukaryota; Metazoa; Arthropoda; Insecta; Hymenoptera; Apidae
Product: transmembrane protein 64
Biological process (GO): regulation of cytosolic calcium ion concentration
Cellular component (GO): endoplasmic reticulum
Source: RefSeq, a predicted model, not a curated record